GUUGUUAUUAAAAAUUUGUUGUCGGAUAUCAGACCGCCUUUGAGCAUGAUUUAUAAAUAUGGUGAAUAAAUAAAGUCCGACUUGUGUGUUGAACACAAUGUCCUUAACCGUAUAUAUCCCGACGAUAUUAUGUACCGCUCUUCUUAGCAGUUGUCUUUCUGUAGAAGUGAACGUGUUUGCACAGCCGAGCAUGCCUGUUAAUGAAAACCAGACAACAUGGUUGAUGUACGCCUACAUAAGAUCUCGUCCAACAUCUGCCAAGCUUCCGUUUGUUACAUGGAUAAAAAUUAUAAAUGUCGAUACAAACCAUACCAUAGCACUGUAUGAAUAUGGAAAUGGUAUUAUAAAUGAAAAUUACAGAGAAAAGAUAAGCAUUGACGAAUCUGGAAACCUGUACCUUAAUAAGGUAACUCGAGCAGAUGGUGGAAUAUAUAUAUGUGAGGUUGAAAUAACCGAUGAUCAACCGAAAAUUGACUCCGGUAUAGUGAAUGUUACAGUUUUAUACAUAGAUGCACCUACAAUCCAUGUACCUACAAAUGUGGUAGAUGGUAAUAUGUUGAAAAUUGUAUGCUACAGUGGUGCUGCUAAGCCCAAUCCAAAAUUGAUCAUUUACAAAAAUCAUCAGUCGAUAGUUUCUAGGAUUGACGCCACUCUAAGCUACAUCACCAACAAUGUAACACUUGAGGACUCUGGUAACUACUUUUGUAGUGCAAGCAAUGACGCAGGAAGCAAGAAUAGUGACACAAAGAGACUUAAUGUUCAAUAUAUCGCUGAGAACAUCAGUUUUAGUAGUACAGUUUCUCAAAAUAUGCUGUCAAUUAGAUGUGAAGUAAACGCUGACCCGUCCCCAAAAUAUACAUUAUACCAAGACAACAAAGCAAUUAAAAGCGAAAUCGGAGAUGUUAUGGAAUAUAACAUUGACAAUGUGAAACUACAAGAUGCUGGGAAUUAUUACUGCAUGGCGACGAAUAUUGUAGGGAUCGUGAAGUCUGAAACUUUAAGCUUUUCUGUUGCAUGUACGUAUAUGAUAGGGAGAACUCCUUUUAAUACUAGGCUUAUUGCUGUUAAUAGAGACUGA
Molecule: messenger RNA, 1078 nt
Organism: Anneissia japonica
Lineage: Eukaryota; Metazoa; Echinodermata; Crinoidea; Comatulida; Comatulidae
Product: hemicentin-1-like
Exons: 5
Coding region: 98-1078 (326 amino acids)
Source: RefSeq, a predicted model, not a curated record